AACUUAGUGUUGCCAUUCCUCCUCCCUCCUCCUCUUUUUUAGCCAUGCAAUUUUCUUCCUUUAAUAAGCACUUCCCCAGGGGCUUGCUCACUUCUGAUUAAAAUACUGGUUGGCUCCACCCCUUUGCUGUAAUGUGAUACAACUUUGCAGAAAGCAGGAAGUCUGGGGGAGAGUACCCUGCAUCAUUUCAUAAGAUGGAGUCUCCUGAAUUGGCUUUCACUAUUUGGCUAUUGGCCUGUGUUUCUGGACCUGCAGAUGGGUAUCCAAAUGGAAAAGUGACAGAGGCUUGCAGUAGUAUGAUGCCCCUCCAUGGGCAUUAUCCUCAGCUGACACCUAAGCACAUCAUUACAGCAAGUGAGACUGAAUUUAGACCAGGGGACCAUAUAAAAGUGACUUUGUCUGGGCCAGACUUUGAAGGAUUUCUCAUACAAGCCCGGGAUGCAGAGAACUUGGAUGGCCCUACAGUUGGCUCUUUUAUGUUAGUUGAGCAAAGCAUUUGUCAACUUCUGACAUGUAACCAUGUAAAGAACUCAGCUGUCAGUCACACUCACAAAUCAAAAAAGAACCAUUUAGAAGCUUACUGGAUUGCUUCCCCAAACGCACCAAAACACGUACAAUUUCUAGCCACAGUUGUGGAGAAGUAUCACAUUUUUUGGGUAAAGAUUCCUGGUCCUAUAAUUUCCCAACCUAAUGCCCCACCUUUAACCACAAUACCUACUACCCCAAAGACACAGCCAACUUCACAGCCUGUUUCUCAUCUAAUAAAACCAUUUAAUGCCUCAGGCUGUGGAUUUAUGAAGUUCUGUAUAAGGAAUCCUACAAACUGCAAUCCUGAGGCUGCCAACUGUUUUUUUCUGUCCUUCAAACCAGAUGGUCAUUCAGUUAUUAUAGAAAUGAGUGGCCCUAGUGAAGGGUAUCUAGCAUUUGCACUAUCCUAUGACCAGUGGAUGGGUGAUGAUGAUGCGUACUUGUGUGUUAAUGAAGAUCACCGUAUCAACAUCAAUACUGCCUUCCUGAGAGGACGGUCUUCUCCUGUGUUGGAUUCUGAGAAUACCCUUGAAGAUAUGUCAUGGAGGCUGGCUGAUGGUGUUCUUCAGUGUUCCUUCAGAAGAAAAAUCCAUCUCUCUGAUAAUCAAAGGAGGUAUAAUCUGGAUGUUAAUUAUUACAUAUUUCUCGCAGAUGGAGAAGUUGGUGAAGGAGGUCCAAUUUACAAACAUCAACGUCAGCCUCUGAUUAGCAACGGAAUGUGCAAUGUCACAGGCCCUCCGAAGGACUUAGGGGGAUCUCGUUCUCCACAGCUUAUUAAAAUCCAUGGUGCACUAAUGUUUGUUGCAUGGAUGACUACAGUUAGCAUUGGUGUUAUUGUGGCACGAUUUUUCAAACCAGUCUGGCCUCAUUCAUUGUUGUUUGGAAAGGAGAUCUGGUUUCAGGUGCAUCGUACGCUAAUGUUGACCACAGUGGCUCUUACAAGCAUUGCUUUCAUUCUGCCUUUUAUAUACCGAGGAGGCUGGAGUUAUAAAGCAGGUUUUCAUCCUUAUCUUGGUUGUACUGUGAUGGCUUUGGCAAUCUUCCAACCUCUUGUGGCUGGUUUCAGACCCUCUCCUCAUGGACCAAGGAGGCAGCUAUUUAAUUGGGUUCAUUGGAGCACUGGCACAACUGCUAGAAUAUUAGCUGUUGUGACUAUGUUCCUGGGGAUGGAUCUACCAGCGCUCAAACUUCCAUACCCAUGGGACACUUAUACAAUGAUUGGAUUUGUGGCAUGGCAUGUUGGGAUUGAUGUUCUUCUGGAGAUACAUGGCUACUGUCUCAUUCACAAAGUUGAGCUAAUAGAUGAUGAUAGGAUACAUAUUCUGCAGUCACUUACAUCUGUGGAAGCAGAGGGUCGUAUGUUUAAGCAGAUUGUAUUAACUAUCUACAUUUGUGGGAACAUAGCAUUUCUCAUCACCUUUCUGGCAGCAAUCAACCAACUAUGAAACCUGUACAGAUGUCAGUCAUGGACUUUAAAUGUGAAGCCUGCAAGGAAAUAAUGUGGUGUUUGAAGCACUACUCAGAGAAUUACUACAUAUGCAACCACUGCCUCAGUACCUCCUUGAAGCUAUAACUGAAGAAUAAAUGUUCAUGUAUAGAUCUUGUUUAAUUUGCACUGUAAUUAUUGUUCCCAAAGAGAACGCAAGUUCAGACUUAAAGGACUGAUCCUGCAGUCCUGCUGUAGAUACUUGCUUCACUUCUUCAUGGGAGUCUGGCUGAGUAAAGGAUACAGGAUUUUUUUUUCACAGUUAUUUAACUUUAUUGAAAAUUUAUAGGAUGAGUAAGUGAGAUUAGAACUAAAUAUUGGAAGGGGGAAAAUCUAUGUUUUGAUCUUUAGUCAGUUCUUAUAACCUUUUGUGUACAUAUUGAAAAAGCAAAUAGUGGUCCUAAAUUUGCUGUUAAUUGCUGAAUUUACCAGGUUGCUUAUUAAUGUACUUUAUGAUGGUGCUCAUUCAAAUAUGUUGUGUUCUAGUACUGUUCACAACACAUAGAACAAGUGCCACAAACACAAGUUUACCAGCUUAUGGCAAUGCAAUCCUUUUAAUUUGCAGUUAAAUGCAAAAACUACUACUUGCUCUAGGAGCACUUUCAUAUAUAAAAUGCAUAUAGAACUGAGAGGUAGGGUCCUGUAAUGGGUCUUUGUGUUGGUAUGAGUCUUGGUACCUCCAACGCACCUCAGAACAUAAAGGGAAUAUGUGGUGAUUUUUUUGCAGCAUGUAUGUUUUAUGUAGCGGCUGGAUGCUUCCUGUCUGAACUUGAGAAAAGUGUAUGGUAUGUGUGUGUGGGGGGUGGUAUUUUAUGUAAAAAGUAACCUUUGGUGCCUAUGUACAAAACUGUCUCUGGGCACCAAUGGCUUUACGUGUCAUAUCUGAAUAAGUGGAUUGCUUUUUAAAAGAGGCUUAUCUAAAUAGGGGAGCCAGGGUGUGGGUAGUUCUGGCAACCCUACGGUCAAAGCUACUUCUUUCUGGAUAUGCUACAAUACAAUACUUCUACCUCUCAAACCCUUGGUGGCUUGCUCUCAUGUAUUUUAUACUAAUUUCCAGUAUUACUAAGUGCAUAAAGAUCUAGGAAAUGUAAUGUCAUACUCUUUACUGCUUCUUCCCCCUCUCCCCGCUCUGUGAGUAUGGGGCCCAAUAGUAGCAAGGAUGGAGAGAUGAUACAAAACCUCUUCUUCUCUCCACUUGCCCACUAGAAACGGGUUUUAGUUAUGGUGUAACUGUACAAUAUCACAGAUGUGAAUUAAGUGGUGGCCUUAUUUCUCUCUUGUAAGGCAUGUGUCCCUAUUUUCUCAGGUUAGCCCUGAAUGCAGGGGGUGGCAGGAGCAGUUCUUAUGAGUAAGGCUAUAGACCGAAGCAGUUAAUUUAAGUUUCCUUCCUCUUGCUGUAUCCAAUAGUUAUCUUAGUUACAAGAACACUCCUAAACAGUAUGAUAGACAAGUGUACCCACCCCAGGCAGCAGCAGUCACUUUCUGGGGAGGGGCCAAGCAUGGAAGAACACUCUUUGUAGGGGAGAAAUGGAAAGAGGGAAACAUGUUGGGAACUAUACAAGAAUGGGAAUGGAGGGAAGUGAGCUUAUUGGUGACUAUCUCUUAGUUGAUAUUGGAGACCGCUUAUACUCAGGAGUCUGGGAAUUGCUGGCUAUCCUACUGUGUCACUUGGCCAGAUCUGAAAUUAUUGCCAGUUUUUUUGCAUAAAGUGUGCCUUUACAGAAGAUAUGUAGUUGUUGAGCCAGAUAUUUCAUACAGUGGGUUUUUAUUCUUCUUGGUGUCAAGGUUUUUGCAUAAUUUGUUAUAUCAUGAUGGCUGCUGUAUUGCCUAUUCAAACUUCAAAAGUGGUUCCAUGUUUGUAGAAUUAUGAAAAAAGUUCUUGUUUUUAAAUAUAAAUAUCUGAAUGUCAA
This is a messenger RNA of Alligator mississippiensis (American alligator), 3924 nucleotides long. RefSeq names its product putative ferric-chelate reductase 1. The record is from RefSeq and is a predicted model, not a curated record. The coding region runs from base 195 to 1973 and encodes 592 amino acids. Gene Ontology annotation, molecular function: oxidoreductase activity, acting on metal ions. NCBI's taxonomy places the organism in Eukaryota, Metazoa, Chordata, Crocodylia, Alligatoridae. The transcript is spliced from 16 exons.